Mustela lutreola (European mink) is the source of this 2408-nucleotide messenger RNA. RefSeq names its product nuclear receptor subfamily 2 group F member 1 (gene NR2F1). NCBI's taxonomy places the organism in Eukaryota, Metazoa, Chordata, Mammalia, Carnivora, Mustelidae. The record is from RefSeq and is a predicted model, not a curated record. Gene Ontology annotation, biological process: cell differentiation; negative regulation of transcription by RNA polymerase II; anatomical structure development. Bases 368 to 1639 code for a protein of 423 amino acids. Gene Ontology annotation, molecular function: zinc ion binding; nuclear receptor activity; RNA polymerase II cis-regulatory region sequence-specific DNA binding. The transcript has 3 exons.
AGGAUCGGAGAGCGGGGGGAGCGGGCGAGGGGAGCAGGGGUGUUGGGGGGGGAGCCAGAGAGCCUGGGGGGGCUGCAAAAAGAGAGAAAGAAAACAGCAGGAACCACAACAAAACGCCAGCAGGGCGGGCGGGCGCGCAGCAGCAGCGGGGCGGCCGAGGCAGUAGCGGCGGCAGCGGCGGCGGCGGCGGAGGCAGCGGCCGGUGCCCGGCUCGGGCUCGGCUCCCGCGACCCCGGGGCGCCCGGCGGGCCCCCCGCCCCCUCCCCCUCCCCCCUUCCCCUUCCCCUUCCCCUCCCAGCGCGCUCGCGCGCCCCGCGGCCCUCGGCGAGCAGCUCGGCUCCCCCCAGCGCUCCCCGGGCCCAAAGAUAUGGCAAUGGUAGUUAGCAGCUGGCGAGAUCCGCAGGACGACGUGGCCGGGGGCAACCCCGGCGGCCCCAACCCCGCAGCGCAAGCGGCCCGCGGCGGCGGCGGCGGCGGCGGCGAGCAGCAGCAGCAGGCGGGCUCGGGUGCGCCGCACACGCCGCAGACCCCGGGCCAGCCCGGAGCGCCCGCCACCCCCGGCACGGCAGGGGACAAGGGCCAGGGCCCGCCCGGCUCGGGCCAGAGCCAGCAGCACAUCGAGUGCGUGGUGUGCGGGGACAAGUCGAGCGGCAAGCACUACGGCCAAUUCACCUGCGAGGGCUGCAAAAGUUUCUUCAAGAGGAGCGUCCGCAGGAACUUAACUUACACAUGCCGUGCCAACAGGAACUGUCCCAUCGACCAGCACCACCGCAACCAGUGCCAAUACUGCCGCCUCAAGAAGUGCCUCAAAGUGGGCAUGAGGCGGGAAGCGGUUCAGCGAGGAAGAAUGCCUCCAACCCAACCCAAUCCAGGCCAGUACGCACUCACCAACGGGGACCCCCUCAACGGCCACUGCUACCUGUCCGGCUACAUCUCGCUGCUGCUGCGCGCGGAACCCUACCCCACGUCGCGCUACGGCAGCCAAUGCAUGCAGCCCAACAACAUCAUGGGCAUCGAGAACAUCUGCGAGCUGGCCGCGCGCCUGCUCUUCAGCGCCGUCGAGUGGGCCCGAAACAUCCCCUUCUUCCCGGAUCUGCAGAUCACCGACCAAGUGUCCCUGCUGCGCCUCACCUGGAGCGAGCUGUUCGUGCUCAACGCGGCCCAGUGCUCCAUGCCGCUGCACGUGGCGCCGCUGCUGGCCGCCGCCGGCCUGCACGCCUCGCCCAUGUCCGCCGACCGCGUCGUGGCCUUCAUGGACCACAUCCGCAUCUUCCAGGAGCAGGUGGAGAAGCUCAAGGCGCUGCACGUCGACUCGGCCGAAUACAGCUGCCUCAAAGCCAUCGUGCUGUUCACGUCAGAUGCCUGUGGCCUGUCCGACGCCGCCCACAUUGAGAGCCUGCAGGAGAAGUCUCAGUGCGCACUGGAGGAGUACGUGCGGAGCCAGUACCCUAACCAGCCCAGCCGCUUCGGCAAACUCCUACUGCGACUGCCCUCCCUGCGCACCGUGUCCUCCUCGGUCAUCGAGCAGCUCUUCUUCGUUCGUUUGGUAGGUAAAACCCCCAUCGAAACUCUCAUCCGGGAUAUGUUACUGUCUGGGAGCAGCUUCAACUGGCCUUACAUGUCCAUCCAGUGCUCCUAGACCUUGGGCGCUCCCCACCUGCCCCCGCCCCCCUAGAGACUCACUGGACCGGCGGGGGCCAUGGACUCCAAAGCUGCGGGGACAUCAGGCGGCUGUUGCAGGGUGCAGCCAGGCAGGGGGGAGGUGGGCCGGGCCGACAGGAGCAGCCCACCCUGCAGAAAUGCAACCUGAGCUGCAAACCAGGAGAAAAAGAGACUCUCUUUAGGAUCAGAUCUGUGAACAUGUUGGAAAGGAAAGAAAAAGGACCUUGUGUCUGGUGAGAAAAGGGAAAAAAAAAAAAAAUUGGAAGAGAGGACCAUGAAAAUUUUAAUAAAACAGAAGGAGACUAAUGGACCUUCCAGGAUUUAUUGUGGACGGAUGUGGAUAUAUUCUGUACAGAAAACAACACAUGGAAGUGGACUGAAUUCUAUGUAGAAACACACACACACACACACGCCCCAAACAUUGUUAUUCAUUUUGUAAAAUACUAGUCUUUAUUUUCAUUUUUUUGUAAAAUUUAAACAUCGUAUGCACAUAAAAAAGGAAACAAGAAUUAGGGGAAAAUAACAUUUUCCAAAUAAUUAUAAAAAAAUUGUCCUGUGUCUAUGUAUCUAUAUCUGUUUUGUAUUUUUUUCUGGUUCCAAACCAGAUUUCCUGUGAUUCUAUACUAAUAAUUUUUGAUAUAACCCUUUGCUUCUUAUAAUGAGUGCGAUAUAUGUUGUCAAGGCUGUUCUUCAAGAAUUAAAAUUGAAGUGAAAAUUUAAACAAAAAAUAAAAGAAUUUAGCAAAA